UGGUAGACAUGGCGGUUGAUAGGACUCAGAACGGUGAGCGGCAUCGGGUGCGAUUCCUCGCCAGCCCUCAAGUUCCACCACAAAGAUCGCUGGUGCCCUGUCGUAGUUCUGCAGGAAGCCCGGCCCGAAGCGGCGGACCAACCGCGAAGAGAGAGACCAUUGUGAUGACCGUUUCUUUGUCACUUACCAGCUUACCCACCACCCUCCAGCGGACAUCUCCCGAUGGCAAAAAGGGCCUGCCAAACUGUCCCAACUACAUACUUGAACACUCUCGCUGCCCACCAAAGCCACGAGGGAGGGCAAGGCAAGGGGGCAUGGGGCCAUGGUCGACUUGCCUUCCUUGGGAGCUCCAACCGCCCAGGGUGCCACGCAGUGUUUGCCUGUCAAACGGAGCUAACGGCGUGGCAAUCAUGUACGCUAGUCUCUGCGGAUACACCAGAAGCCAGCCCGCUGCCCCAUUAUCUGUGGUGGUUUACAUGAAGUAACGCUGCUCUUCCCUUCCCUUCCUUCCAGAAGGCUAGAAGCCCAGCCCAGCUCGGCACAUGGAUCAUGGAAUUUGAUAAUUGGCGAAAUGAAAAAUGGGUUCAUCGAUGCGGUGAGGCAAGGCAAGCCAAUAGCUCGGGGACUAUCCGUAUCUAGCAUCAAGAUCCGGAUUCUCUCUGGUUAUCAAUAUAUCAGCUCCUUCUAACGUACUUGACGUCAAUGGCAAUAUCUUGAUGAGAUUGUACUUGUGAGGGAACCCCGGUAC
Molecule: messenger RNA, 748 nt
Organism: Colletotrichum phormii
Lineage: Eukaryota; Fungi; Ascomycota; Sordariomycetes; Glomerellales; Glomerellaceae
Exons: 1
Source: RefSeq, a predicted model, not a curated record